UCCUGUAUCGUACCUUCCAACUGGGGGGCGAUGGCGAGCUCGCUUGCUGCGCUAAGAACAAUGUUUUCGUUCGGGUGGGUGAAAAUCUAAUCUGAUCGGGUGACGGAUCUUAUCUGAUUUUUUUCUUCUGGGUGGGGCGGAACGGCACCAGCGGAGUGGGGACGAUGUGCUGGCGUAAGUUCCGGUGUCUAUUACGUUACGUACCUUAUGUACAAGGAUAUGUUUCGUGUGUUUGUUUUUGGGAGGUGGGAAUUUCCAGUGCGAAAGGGACAUGUGAAAGAUGGCGAAUUUGCCGAUUUCGGUGGUGGGGUGGAAUGGAAUGCUGCGGGCAUGGAGGGGUUGAUGUGCAUGCAGGCACAAGCUUGUGUACCUAGGUUCCUCUACAGCUGUCACAAUCGCCGUCGUCAUUCGAUUAUUUUGUUGGUCUUAGGAGAAAUUCCAAGAUUUCGGCCACUGGGAGUCGUAAUUGAAGAAGAAGCAAAUAAGUUGAAGAGUUCAACAGAUUAGGCACAAGAGAGAGAAUUCGUGUCAUUAGACGUCCCCUCCAUAGCCUGAGAUUCCGCAAAUCGCUCCAGACAGCCUGAGCCUCUCUGCAACUCAUUGGAAGGUCAUCUUCUACAAUUGUCAAUUGCUGCUCCUAGGAACUAUCCAGUAUCCUGAGAUUGCAGUAUUUUCAAAAUGGGUUCCAAAUUCUGGCCCAAAGGCGGCCUCCCAGGAAUCCUCCACCACUAUACCGAAUCCCUCGUCACGUUCGAAUACACAUCUUCCGUCCCCAAACCUCACGCCAUAAUCUUCAUCGGCGGCCUUGGCGAUGGCCUUGCAACGACAUCCUACAUGAGCGAUCUCGUCACUGCCCUCUCACCAACGCCCUGGUCCCUCUUCACGCUCAACCUCUCCUCCUCAUAUGGACAAUGGGGGACUGGUCAUCUCGAUCGCGACACAGAUGAGCUCGCGGAGUGUAUAUCAUAUAUCUCAGAAUAUAAAGCGUCACAAGCCAAGAAUGCGGAUGAGAAGAGGAAGGUGGUCGUCAUGGGCCAUUCAACAGGAAGUCAAGUCGUGCUACAUUAUCUGCAUCGGGAAAAUCCUCACCAAGGAAAAUAUAUCUUCGAUAAAGAUCUCGUGCAUGUUAAGCGACCUGUGCUGGACGGUGCGAUCAUGCAAGCGCCCGUCAGUGACCGCCAAGCUAUCCAUUGGAUCUGCCAGGAAGGGUUUGGAGAGAAGACUCCAGCGGAAAUGCAGGCUAUUUACGAAGAGUUGUUAAAGCUUGCUAGAGAGUCAAAGCCUGAAGAUGGAGACAACAUGGCGCCGUUGAGGCUCUCGAGUGUGAUUUAUCCACAUCCUGUUAGCUUUCGGAGGUUUCUGAGUCUGUGUAGUCCGGAUAGUCCUGAGAAGCCAGGGGAGGAUGAUUUGUUCAGUUCGGAUUUGAGCGAUGAGCAUUUGAAGACGACGUUUGGCAUGGUGGCUGAGAGAAAACUGUUGAGGGGAAAAUUGAUGGUGCUGUAUUCGGGGAAGGAUCAGAGUGUGCCGGAUUAUGUUGAUAAGGAGGCUUUGAUGAGGAGGUGGCAGAAAGCUGCUGAUGAGGGGGGUGAGAGGGUUGGAAAGGGGAAGGUUUGGGAUGAGGAGUUCACGGCUGUCAUUCCUAAUGCCAGUCAUGCUCUCAGCAAUGAUGAUCAAGCUGAGCCGAGGAGGUUUUUGGCGGAGAAGGUAUUGGGGUAUUUGACGAGGGUGGAGAAGCGAUAGAAACCUUUGUUCCUCGAAUAAGGAGCACAGCAUAUAAAUCUCAGCUGGAUGAAUCGAAGUCUCCAACAUUGAGGA
Messenger RNA from Cadophora gregata, 1815 nucleotides. RefSeq lists its product as uncharacterized. Bases 679 to 1740 code for a protein of 353 amino acids. The transcript is spliced from 2 exons. NCBI's taxonomy places the organism in Eukaryota, Fungi, Ascomycota, Leotiomycetes, Helotiales, Ploettnerulaceae. The record is from RefSeq and is a predicted model, not a curated record.